AUAAAUAUGUCUGUGGUGGUGUUGUGAUUUGAGAGUCUGUAUUGUUUUAUAACCUAAAAUUAUUAUUAUCUGAGGAGGCCGAUAACCGCUAAAAGUUUAACUGAAACCGUUGCAAAAAGAAAUAAGGAAUUAGUUUCACGUAAAUAAGUCUAUGUAUCAAGAAAUUUGUUUAAAAAUAGCAAGAGUCCAUCCGUAAUUCGUCACAACGAUGGAGUUCCUGGAGGCUAUGCCAGUUACCUUCAAAGAAAUUACACCAAAUUAUAAUUUACCCGAUAAGUGGAAGGAAGUUAUUCUAAACACUGGUGGUACACAUAGCACUUUACAAGACAUCAAACUGCCACAAAAAGCCGGUGGAUAUUGGUACAAAGAUUCCAAGAAGGUUUAUACUCGAAAUCGAUUCAUAUAUUGGCAAACAACAUCUGAUGCAAUAGAGUUGUCUGAAGCUUCCCUGGAUAUCAAUCUGUCAUCCUGUAACUUGAGAUGUAAAGUAGCUGCAGGCACUCCUCCCCUGAGCAGUAUAACUGUGUAUGAGAGAAGUGCAUCCCGUGACGUGGUUAUCCUGGCUGCAACUGUCUCAUCCGUACACAGAUUAAUAUUCCCACAUCCAGCAACAUUAGAUAAAAAGUCUACAUUUGGGUCAUUGAGCAGUUCUUCACCUUCUAUAUUCCAUGACAUAAGUUCCAUAAACAAUCCCAGCAACUACUGCAUUCUUAAUCAAUAUUCCAAUGCAACCACAGGUGUUGCUCACACUUGUGCAUCCCUGUUGCGGGAUAAUGGAGAAGCAGUAUUUGCUCUGGCAUUCGGCCACGGAGGAGAAGGUGGCCUGCUGUUGGUCAAACUGCCCGUAACUGGAUCAGCUGUCACUACACUAUUGAAACGAGAGUCGACUGUACCAAGAUUUUUGUCAGGCAUCACAGGAGCUUUGAGGGGCAAGAGUAGCACAGAUGGUGUUGAAACAUAUGGUGUGGUGUUGACAAGUGGCUUAGCAGUGGCAAUAUGCGGCGACACGUGCCUCCGAGCGUGGCCUCUAGACGAGGGCGGCGCGCCUAUUGCCGUGUCCGCCCCGCUGUCACAGACUUUAGUCAGACCUAAACCACCACCUCAUGGUCACAUGCUACAAAGAACUAUUGGAUCAGAUGGAAGUGUGUUACUGGUAGCAUAUUUGUCAUUCCCUAAUGAAUGCGAAUUUGUGGUCAUGAAAAUGCACGACGGAGGUUCGGGAGGCGUAAGGUUUUCUCACAUCAGCCGUAUCUUUGGACCCCAGUUGGACCUCCUUGAUUAUGCAAUUGGUUAUGGAGAUGGAAGUAAUGUGAUUUGGGCUUUAUGGAGUCAACCAGAUGGUGAUACAAUUAUUACAAGCGUAUGCGUGGGCGCGGAGGCGUACUGGCGCGCCGUGGCGACGCGCGAGGCGGCCGCCGCGCUGCCCGCGCUCGGCACUCACCAGCACUACCGCGACCGACUCAUGGCGCCCGGCCUCUUCCCGCCCGCCGUCAUCAGGAAGGCUCUAGUGAUCUACAAUCGCACAUGGGGCAGUAACGAGCCGGUGGUCGAGGGCGAGCUUGGAGAGGCGGCGGCUGGCGCCGUGCAGGCGCGGCUACGACACCUCACCGCGCGGACAUCGGCGCCCGACCAUGCGCAUCUCAUGCACAAAUGUUGGUCAGAGUUGUACAGCUGGUGUAUGCAGUAUAUGGAGAGUUUGCAGAAGCCACUCGGACUCAUGGUGUCUAAACAAGAAUCUGAUGUUGAAUGCGGUUGGUGGGGCGCGGUCGUGCGGCGAGCCGGAAUAUCCCUCAUUUGUGAACUGGAGCCACUCGAGAGAAUGAUGCUGUCGCCAGAUGUUUCGCUCUUAGAUGGAAAUGGUUGCGUGGGCGAGCUGUCCGGUGACGCGGUGCGCGUGGUGGUGGCGGGCGCGCGCUGGGAGCGCGGCGCGGGCGGCGCGGCGGCCGAGCUGGAGCAGCGCCUGUUCGCCGCCGCCGCGCCGCAGCACCGCCUGCUGCCGCGCCUGCUGCACCUGCUGGCCGCGCCGCAGGACCAGGACACGCCCGCACCCGCUUUAACACCGCAGCAGAUCGAUGACCUCACCUCCAUUCUAGAACCGAUCAAGGAUCUUCAAAGCGCCGUACUCGAGUUAAACGACGCACUGAGAUUGGACGUGCCAGAAAUAGAUGCCACUAAAAGUGAAGAGGAAGAUACCGGCGAAUAUGACGGCUUGUUGGCAAGUGAUCUGGGUGUGGCUAUUGUCACUGAGGCAAUUCGACAGAUGGCAGAGAUGAGAUGUCGCGUGGUGCGCGGCGCGGUGUGCGCGCUGGGCGCGUGGCGCGGCGCGGGCGGCGUGCCGGGCGCGGGCCACUGCGCCGUGCACUGGCAGGCCUACCGCGCGCUGCUGUGGCUGCGCGCCGCCACGCUCGCGCCGCAGGCGGCGGGUCCUUCAGAAGCAUUCCGGCUAAAGCUGAGCGCUUUAGGCGCGGAGGCCGGAGCCGAGGGCGGCGGCGCGGGGUGGGCGGGGGGUGCAGUGUGUGCGUAUGUCCGCGCGGCGGGCGGCAGGCGCGCGAGAGACCACCUGGCCAAAGCACGUGCUCCCACCACCUGGCAUCAAGCGCUGCCGCUGCUCGCGUACCAUCUCGCGCAUCAACUAUGGGCAGUUAGUGGCGGUUUCGAGUUCAGUUGGUGGCUAGCCACUAUUGAUCAGCCUCGUCUAGUACAGAAGUACGUCACAAUGCUUGAGCCGUGGUGCGAAUGGAACGCUUGCUCACGCCAAUUUAUUCUCGGUCUAGCACUGUUAGACCUAGACGACGCUGAGAACGCAUACACUGCGUUCUGUAAAGCGGCUAAAGGUGUGAGCACAGAACCUUUCUUGCGUCAAUUAGUGGCCGCGCCCGACGCCCGGCUCACGCAGCACCAAGCUCUUGUACUCUAUUAUAUGAAGGUGAUAAAACUGUUUGAGAUACACGAUGCGGGCGCAUGCGUUGUUCGACUAGCAGAAACAGCCAUCAGCAUUGCCGAUAAGGACGAUCCUAACCUGGCGAUGUUCCAGUGGGUGGUGUUCAAGUGGCACCUGGCGGGCGGACGCACGGCGCGGGCGCUGAGCGCGGCGGCCGCCAGCCCCGCGCCCCACGCCCGCCACGCCGCCGCCGCCACGCUGCUCACCACGCUCGCAUCUCGUCGCGAGCUAGGCGCACUAGUAUCAUGCGCGGCGCUGGCGGGCGACGCGGAGCGCGCGGCGGCGGCUCGCGCCAAGCUGCACGACGCUCACGCACACAACCCCUACUACGACUUCCUGUAUGCGCUGCACGUGUCCCGACACCAUUAUAGGAAAGCGGCUGCGGUGAUGUACGAGCGCGCGGCUCGCUGCGGCGCGGAGCGGUCGGAGGGCGCGGCGGCGGUGCGGCGGCGCUGCCUGGGCGCCGCGCUCACGUGCCUGCGCCUCGCGCAGCCCGACCACGCCUUCCUCGCCAGGCCUGCCGCUGCGGGGAAGCAUCUCCAGGUCAUAGGCCCAGAGGAAUUAGCUGCAGAGCUUCGCGAGGAAGAUCCUGAUUCUUUGGACCCCAUACAACAAGCAUUACUCAGAGGAGAUAAUAUCGAUUUUGAUGCGUUAUAUCCAAAAUUGAAAGACGCAAAUCCAGAGACACUACUAGCAGUAUUAAAGAGAACAAUCAGUACUGGACAGUUCCUCCCUCACUGGUUUCUGCAAACAUAUAUGGAGGCGGACGCCGCCGGCUGCGUCCGCGCUCUACUGAGUGGAGGUCGCGCGGCCGAGGCGGGCGUGCAGUGCUGCGCCGCACUGCGCCGCGCGCUGCACGUGCUGCUGCCGCACUGCCCCGCAGCACCCCGUGCAGCGCCCCUCGCACUCGCAGACCUCCUGCUCGCCGAGCUUGCACACCAUACCGCAGAUCCUUACGUACAACAGGUUUACAAUGAUCUUGAUGGGUUAGUGAAGGAGUACACUAAAGUAGUUAUACGGGUUUCUGAAGAUAUGAAGCUAGCUCGAUUGGAACACGCAGUGAACUAGGAUAAUUGUUAUUUAAAUAAGAAAUGCUUUUUUAUAACCAACUCGUUUUAUUAAAUAAAUAAAUAAUUAUAAAA
Helicoverpa zea (corn earworm) is the source of this 4083-nucleotide messenger RNA. RefSeq names its product nuclear pore complex protein Nup160 (gene Nup160). The record is from RefSeq and is a predicted model, not a curated record. NCBI's taxonomy places the organism in Eukaryota, Metazoa, Arthropoda, Insecta, Lepidoptera, Noctuidae. Gene Ontology annotation, molecular function: structural constituent of nuclear pore. Gene Ontology annotation, cellular component: nuclear pore. The transcript has 27 exons. Bases 209 to 4009 code for a protein of 1266 amino acids.